Molecule: messenger RNA, 1791 nt
Organism: Exserohilum turcica Et28A
Lineage: Eukaryota; Fungi; Ascomycota; Dothideomycetes; Pleosporales; Pleosporaceae
Exons: 3
Coding region: 33-1664 (543 amino acids)
Molecular function (GO): oxidoreductase activity, acting on paired donors, with incorporation or reduction of molecular oxygen; heme binding; monooxygenase activity
Source: RefSeq, a predicted model, not a curated record
GCCAUCCUCAAGACGAGACAACUCGAUCGGCCAUGGCUGCGCUCACGCCCGGCAACAUCGCAUGGCAGAUCGCGCUGUCGGCAGCCGUCGCCGCCUUCGGCAUAUUCGCUUUCAAGUUGAUCAAGAUGCGCAUGAUCUUCUACAGACUCAAGAAACAAGGCGUCCCCAUGCCUGCAUGGAACUUUGCGUUGGGUAACAUUCUGACACUACCAAGUCUGAUGAAAAAGUUUCCCAAGGGCUCUCAGCAAGGAGAUGCCUUGACCCUGCUUUCGUACGACUUUAAAGAAUCGGACAACUGCUUCUAUAUCGAUCUUUGGCCGUUUACCAGCCCAUUGAUCGUAGUCACCUCGCCUGAAGUCGCCACACAAGCUUGUCAAGAGUACGACCUUCCCAAGCCCGACAUUCUUACGCCUUUUCUCGCACCCUUUGCUGGCGGCCCCAAUCUCUUCGACACAAAUGGCGCCGAGUGGAAGCGCUCCAGAACUCUCUUCAACCCCGCUUUCAGCGCCAACGCCAUGCUUGAGAAUACGCCGCGUAUUAUCCCAGAGGCUGAGGUGUAUGUGGCGCUACUGCGAGAGCACGCGAAAAAGGGUGAUACCUUUUCCCUAGACAGGCUGACGUGCGACUACAUGAUGGACAUUAUUGGAGUAAUCACACUAAACGACCGUCUCCAUUCAAUCACUCAACACAACGAUCUUGCCGCUGCUAUGCGGAGUACCAUCGAAUGGCAUUGCCAAGACCAGGAGCUGAAUCCCUUCAAGCGCUGGAACCCAGUGAGACCUUUUAUCCAAUGGCGCAACGGCAGAAUAAUGGAUCGCUACAUUAGCCGCGAACUGGACAAACGAUAUGAAGCAUGGAAAUCCAGCAAGCCAUCCACAAAAGCCAAGUCCAUCAUGGACAUGACCAUAGCCGCAUAUAUGAGCGAACGCAAAUCCUGCAAUAAAUUGGACGCUGAAUUCAAGAAAUGGGCUACCGUCCAGAUCCGGCUUUUCCUAUUUGCAGGACACGACUCCACCGCUGCUACAAUCGUCUAUAGUCUCUACAUGUUAUCCAAGCAUCCCGAGGCCGCGGCCAAAGUCCGUGCCGAGCUCGACCAAGUGUUCGGCGAGGGCGCCGACUCGGCGGCUAGGGUACUCAAGGAGCGCCCACAAGAAAUAAAUAAGCUUCCGUACAUGACUGCAGUCAUCAAGGAGACUUUGCGGCUUUUCCCUCCUGCGGCAGGAAUGCGCGGCGGACUCCCCGGCGUGUUCCUGCGCGACAGCAACGGCAACAAGUAUCCCACCGAAGAUCUCAACAUAUGGAUUGUCCACAGCGCUAUUCAGCGGCACGCAGAUUACUGGCCUGAACCUCACAAGUUCCUACCUGAUCGCUGGCUGGUCGAGCCGGGCCAUCCGUUGUAUCCACCCAAAGGUGGGUGGCGAGCCUUUGAAUACGGUCCCCGCAACUGCAUUGGCCAGACGCUCGUUAUGCUGGAUGUCAAGAUUACCCUGGCAAUGACGGUCCGUGAAUUUGAUAUUCGCGACCAGUAUGAGGAGUGGGAUCGGUUGCACCCGUCGUCGGGUAUCAAGACGGUGUUUGGAGAGAGGGCGUACCAAGUGCCUCUCGGCGCAGCUCACCCCGUGCACGGCUUCCCGUGCAAAGUUACAUUGAGAGGUGCUAAUUAGGUCAUGCUUUCUGAUUGCACAGUCAAGGCCUAUAGUGCUUGCAGAAUGCUCGUCCAAAGGUCUUGCAGACGAUACUAAUGUCAUAUAAGCUUUGCUGUGUGCUUCGAAAAGCAAAUCCAUGCCAGAC